AUGGGUCGUCACGGAAAGGGUCCCAAGACCAAUAAGCAGAAGCUUGCUCCAGAGAAGGAGAGAUUUUUGCAAUGUUGUACUGAUAUUACAUUAGAGCUGACCAACUCUCUGACCUCAGGUACCACUAGAGAGAUUAAUCUGAAUGGUCUUAUUACCAAGUAUUCCAAGAAGUAUAAGCUAAAGCAACAGCCUAGAUUGACGGAUAUCAUCAACUCCAUUCCAGAUCAAUAUAAGAAAUAUUUAUUGCCUAAGUUGAAGGCCAAACCAGUGAGGACUGCUUCAGGUAUAGCUGUUGUUGCAGUUAUGUGUAAGCCUCAUCGUUGUCCUCACAUUGCAUAUACCGGUAACAUCUGUGUCUAUUGUCCUGGUGGUCCGGAUUCGGAUUUUGAAUAUUCAACACAAUCAUAUACAGGUUAUGAGCCAACAUCAAUGAGAGCCAUCAGGGCUCGUUAUGAUCCUUACGAGCAGGCUCGUGGUAGAGUUGAACAGUUGAAGCAAUUAGGUCACUCUAUUGACAAAGUCGAAUAUGUGGUUAUGGGUGGUACUUUCAUGUCUUUGCCAAAGGAUUACAGGGAGGACUUUAUAGUGAAGUUACACAAUGCCUUGUCCGGCUAUAAUGGUAAUGACAUAGAUGAAGCUAUAAGAUAUUCUCAACAGAGUUUGACAAAGUGUGUCGGUAUUACAAUCGAAACAAGACCAGAUUAUUGUACAGAGACCCACCUGGAUGAUAUGUUGAAGUAUGGUUGUACAAGACUGGAAAUCGGUGUCCAGUCGCUAUAUGAAGAUGUGGCUCGUGAUACAAACAGAGGCCAUACUGUGAAGGCAGUGACGGAAACGUUUGCCAUUGCCAAGGAUGCUGGUUAUAAAGUUGUUUCUCACAUGAUGCCUGAUCUGCCAAACGUGGGAAUGGAAAGAGAUCUACAGCAAUUCAAAGAGUAUUUUGAGAAUCCAGCCUUUAGAACAGACGGUUUGAAGAUUUAUCCAACAUUAGUCAUCAGAGGUACAGGUCUGUACGAACUAUGGAAAACCGGCAGAUAUAAGUCAUACAAUGCCAACGCUUUAGUAGAUUUGGUGGCCCGUAUCAUGGCGAUGGUUCCACCUUGGACAAGAAUUUAUCGUGUUCAAAGAGAUAUUCCUAUGCCGCUGGUUACAUCAGGUGUGGACAAUGGUAAUCUAAGAGAAUUGGCAUUAGCCAGAAUGAAGGAUUUAGGUGUCACCUCCAGAGACGUGAGGACGAGAGAAGUUGGUAUUCAAGAAGUGCAUCACAAGGUCCAACCCGAUCAAGUUGAGUUAAUUAGAAGAGACUACUAUGCCAAUGGUGGCUGGGAAACUUUCCUAUCUUACGAAGAUCCAAAGCAGGACAUUCUGAUUGGUCUACUAAGACUCCGUAAAGCAUCUAAGAAGUACACAUACAGAAAGGAGUUCACAAGUCAGAGGACAUCUAUUGUCAGAGAACUUCACGUCUAUGGUAGUGUGGUGCCACUGCAUUCCAGAGACCCUAAGAAAUUCCAACAUCAAGGGUUUGGUACGUUGUUGAUGGAAGAAGCAGAGAGAAUUGCCAAGGAAGAGCAUGGAUCCAGUAAGAUAUCUGUUAUUUCAGGUGUUGGUGUAAGAAAUUACUAUGCCAAGCUAGGUUACGAGUUGGACGGUCCAUACAUGUCUAAGAAAAUUUAA
Messenger RNA from Nakaseomyces glabratus, 1674 nucleotides. RefSeq names its product Elongator subunit ELP3 (gene ELP3). Gene Ontology annotation, cellular component: elongator holoenzyme complex; cytoplasm; nucleus. Gene Ontology annotation, biological process: tRNA wobble base 5-methoxycarbonylmethyl-2-thiouridinylation. NCBI's taxonomy places the organism in Eukaryota, Fungi, Ascomycota, Saccharomycetes, Saccharomycetales, Saccharomycetaceae. The record is from RefSeq and is a predicted model, not a curated record. Gene Ontology annotation, molecular function: acyltransferase activity, transferring groups other than amino-acyl groups; iron-sulfur cluster binding.